GGCCCAGUCCGGCCCGGCGGGAGGCGGCGGCCCUGGGGCCCCGGGACUGUGCUGUACCUGUUGCGCCUCGCCCUGUGGAGGGGCGGUGGCUCGGGACCAGCAACCGAGUGGCUCGGCCCGCCUGCGCGGGCUUUCCUCGUGCCGCAGGAGUCUGGCGUGUGUGGGCCCGGGAGGCGGUUGGGUGGGAUCAGCGGGAGCGCCGGCCCGGGACGACGGUGUGGGCGCCCGGUUCUAAAGGCGGUGCCCGGCGGAGGUCCUGCCCGCCGAGUCCGGUGGGGCUGCUCUGGCCUGGGGAUGAGCAGGAGGUUUUUUCACGCCCGUGCCUCGGGGGAGUGGCACUUCUGGUUUGUUUAUUUUCGCUUGUGGUUGUGGUGUUUUGCCUUUUUCUGUGAGAGAAGAUGAUGAGUCGGCCCUUCCCAAAGCUUAACUUGAUGCAAAGCUGGCAGAUGAGUUCCUCAGUGGAAAAGGUGUUGAAAACUGCCCACAGCACUAUGGAAACACUCAGACGAAAUAGUCAUCUACUGACACCCAUGAGGAAUUGUUGGGCAGAGUGACAGAAAUGAAGAGCUUCAACCAUCGCUUCAGUAUGGCAGCAGCUGAAUCUGACAAAGACUCUGGAUAUUCAGAUGGAAGUUCAGAAUGCCCAAGUGCUAUGGAGCAGACGGACUCCGAGGAUGUGCUGAAUGCGCUGUGUUGGAAUGCAGAGGAUGGACCUUGGCAAUGCCCGAGGACCACGAGCAGCUCCUUUCCUGCCCUAUCUCCUAUGGUUGUUAUGAAAAAUGUUUUGGUUAAGCAGGGGAGUUCAUCACAGCUCCAGUCUUGGACUGUACAGCCAUCCUUUGAAGUGAUUCCAGCUCAGCCACAGCUAGUGUUUCUUCGUCCAUCAAUCCCACCUCCCAUUAAUCCUCACCCUGUUGGGAAAAAGAGAAAUGACUCCACUAAUUACCUGCCCAUCCUGAAUUCUUAUCCCAAAAUAGCACCACAGCCCUGCAAAAGAGAUCACUCCUUUGAUCUGGAAGAAUGUCAGGAAACCGCUUGCCAUAAACGACUCUGCACAGAAGCACCCAAGAUGGAGACUUCUCCUGGACUGAUGAGCACAGGCUUGCCUACUAGUUCUUUUUCCCACCUACCAGUUAGCUUUAAGACCCCUCAGGAUUCUAGCCAGCAAAGUUCUUCAGCUCUGGUGACAAGUGGAAAACUGUCAGCUCUUCCUGGUUUUCAUCGUGUUUCCAGUGAUGCUCAGAAAGUGCCAGGUUUGACUCCCCUUUUGCCUUUUGGAACUCUGCAGGCAGCAAAGUGCACCCUUCAUGAGAGCGAGAGUGCGUCACAGACUGCAGUGCCUUCCGCAGUGUGGAGCCCUCCAUUGAUACCAGAAGAGAUUUGCGCUACCCCUGAGCUGCUCUUGCAGCAGCAAAGCAAGUGCAGACGCUUUCAGAACACGCUUGUUGUGCUACGCAGGUCGGGAUUGCUGGAGAUCACUUUAAAAACCAAGGAGCUCAUUCAUCAGAACCAGGUGACACAAGCUGAGUUGGACCAGCUGAAGCACCAAACACAGCUUUUCAUAGAGGCAAUAAAGAACAAUGCUCCACAGUCAUGGGCAGAGCUAGAAGCAUCUCUAACAGGAUCUGAUAAAGCUGAUAGCAACCUCGAAGACCCCACUUAUCCCAAUAUGUAGUAAAAAUGUGCACAGCUGUUGGUCAAGUUAUUUCUGUGCCUCCUUUUUCUUGUCUCAGACUUCUACUUGAGCAUUUUUUGAGUCCAAGAUUUAUAAAGUUGCAUUGCCAUUAACAAUUUGUCUUCAGAGCCAGCUGUGAUACUGGAAUAGUGUGGUGGGUUCCAGGCAGAAUGGGUACUUAAUACUGCAGUGUGACCAUGAAUUUCUUGCUAACUCUGUUUAAUUCCUUGGUUUGAAGAAGUUUGUAUGUGCUCUGCUGGCAUGUUCCCAUUCUUGAAGUGAAGACAGUAAUUUGCAGUAUUCUACAAGCAUCUUCUUAUUCCCAUCUUCAGAUAGUUGUUUCUGAGAGUGCAGCAGCAGAACAGGCCCCACUGUUGGGCCAUCAUCAGUUCCAAAUAGGUGAAGGGAGUUGGUGUGAGGUGAAAUAAGUCCUCCGAUCCCCUACCUUAUUUUUUUUAUUUAGAGAAAUUGAAUAGAGAGGAGAGUUUGAAGUUCAGAAUAUAUAUUUUUAGGAAGCAAUUGCCCUAGAAAACAAGACGAUGGGCUCAGGGUACCUUGAGAUGAAAGGGAAGCAGAAAAAAUGAAGUCCAAUGGUAGCUGUUUGAAACAAGGAAAAAUGAGUCUACCAGUGACCUUCUCCAUUCUAUUUCCACUGCUCUAAUAGUGUAUAAAGGAAUGAAAAACUUGCUUUGCAGGGCAGUACCCUCUGACUUAGGGAGACUUAGUGGUGGAAAUCUCUUGUAGUCCUUAUAGUACCACAUGGACUUUUUUCCUGACAGUGUGGAGGGUGGGCUGAAGUGGGUGUGCUUAGAGCUAAUGGGCCUUUCUGCUGGUGUAAUUUGUAUAAAUAUAUGUUCAAUAAAUCUGUGAAUAAAGUUCAGCAGCUGGUUAGAAAUCUCCUACUGGGCAUCAGUCCAGACUUAAAUAGUAUUUACUGAACUAGAAAAAUCUACUCUGGAACUCAUACUUAAAUCUGGGCCUCCUUAGGAAGCAUAUCCCCGGAUAAUGGGAAACCUUAACUCAACAUCUAUAGAAAAAUAAGGAUGUUGAAGGUCUCUGGUGAUAAAUAUGUCAUCAGGUACCAUUCUGUUCCAUUUUCUUAGCUGCCUUUAUUCCUGGGAGCCCUGAUAAAGCUUUAAAACAAUAAGGGCUUUCCUUUCUUGGCUGCAGUGUAAUAAAAUAGGUGAGCUUGGAAAUGCAUUUGGAAAAUUAGUUGGCUACAUCAGGACUGGGAUAAGUCCAGAUUCUGGACAGGAUCUGAAAGUGGUCCAGUAAAUGUGAACAAAAGUGUUAGCCUCUGAAUGGAAACUGUAAGCAGUGAACUCACCGUUUCUUUUGAUCCUCAAAGCAGCAAGAUUUGGUAUUAAGAAGUUAGCUGAAGACAGUCUUGGUCUAAUGAGUCAGAUGGCCUGCUGCAGCAUCAGCUGUUGCUGACAACUUACAAGUGGGGUAGCUUGAUGGGUCAGACAGACUGGUUUUUGUAUUAAGUUUUAUUAAAUGUUGGUAUUUUUGAUUACUUUUACUAUGUCUUUUUGAAAUUCUAAUGUUCUAGUUGGAAUGUAGGUAUUUUCUGUACUUUCAAAGCCCGUUGCUAGCUCUGAAUACAGUAGCCUAACAUCUCUGUUAUAGAACAUGACCUCUUUGCUAAAACUUUACAGAAAUUGACUGUGAAAUAUGAAUGAAAUAAAGUAUGUACUUGAAAAUUUUGUGGAUUAUUUAGUGCUGUUGAACUGCAGGGUCCCUUGUUCCUAAGCAUGCUUUAAGUACAGCUCCAGAACAGCAUGUUGCCCUUCUGAGAAAGUGCAGAUACAAAAGUGAUACUAUGGUGUAUCUCUCUGAAGAGAGUCAUGUGAGCUUUAACAGUAUCUAUGAAUUAAAGGGUCUCUGUGAGGAGUAUGCAUAGAAAUGGGCUGUACAGAACUCUAAAAAUAUAUUGUCGUGGGUGACCACUGCCAUAGAUCUGUCAUGAACAACCUGGAAGCAUUUUUUCCAUCUCUGAGCUGUUGUCUCCAUGAUAACUGUACAUUAUGCUCACCGUCUGUGCAGGGUGAACUCCUACACUGUGUCUUAAUCCUGUCAGCUGGGUAUGCAGAAGUUUGAAAUUGUGAAGUAAGAAUCUUGGCUACUGAAAGAAUUACUGGAUUAAAAAAUGUUACACUCUUCUCUUGAAGAAAAUUCUCCAACUAAAUCUAUAUACCAGCUUUUCACCAAAACACUUCUUCAAAAUGUGGCCAUCUUUGUGGUCUUUCUUUUGUUCAAACAUGACUUGCAGGGACAACUAGGCAGUCAUGCUCAAAACAUCCAGCAGUCUCGUGGCUUGAGAUUUUGUCCUAAGAUACAAGAGAUUCUGUUCAAAGCUCACUCUUGACACCAGACAAGACAAAUUGACUUUCAUUGCCUUAUAUCCAAAAAGGAGUGCCAUCAAUUGAAAUAAUUUUAUAUCCUGAGAUGUAUUUCCAAUUUUAUUUCCUCAGUGUUUGCAAAUUUUAUGUUCUCAAAAGUAUGGAUACAAUUCAAGCAGGAAAUUCUCAGGUUUCUCUCUCUUCUGACUACCUUUUCCUUUACAUGGUUAAGUUUAUCUGCAGCGUGUCAGGCAUCUUCACCUGUAUUUCACCAAGGCCAAAAAGGUGGAUUUCUUCUUUCAGGUGCAUUGCAUCUGUCUUAUUUUUCUUUCUCAUGAUAAAAAGUCUGAAAGAAACAGUAUCCCUGUAGGCUUGGGCUGAGCAAUCUCCUGGCACGCAAAAUUUCUGGCAUCCACUAGAUUGAACAUGGCAUGGUGUUCCUUCUUUCAUUUUCAUAAUUUUUAGUACAAAAAUGUAGAGUCCCUCCCUACCUAUACAAUUUUACACACUUGCUGUACCUAGGUGAUGCUUUCAGGUUGUGGUGUAAUGCAGCCAUAUAGUCCCAACUGUAUUGCAUGGUCCUAUGUGUCCAAAAUGCUCAUGCCUGCUUCUCUUCCCUUUUUAAAUCUUCUUCCUUUGAGGUAUUUCCAUGAGAAAAACUUAACAGUUCCAGAGUAAUCUGAUUCAGAAGGCAGAAGGAAACACCAUGUGUUCAGUCUGCUCUCUUGCUGAGCAGUUUCCAAGACUUCCUCAAAUUCUUGUUUGAACUAAAGCUGUUCUUAGAAGAAGUAUCCUGCAUUGAUUUGAAAGCUCCUACAAUUAAGAAUCCACCCGAACUGUUUAAAGUAUAAUUACUUAUUAAUAAACACAUGCCUCCUACA
Molecule: messenger RNA, 4898 nt
Organism: Serinus canaria (Common canary)
Lineage: Eukaryota; Metazoa; Chordata; Aves; Passeriformes; Fringillidae
Gene: CIPC
Product: CLOCK interacting pacemaker
Exons: 4
Coding region: 560-1675 (371 amino acids)
Biological process (GO): negative regulation of circadian rhythm; negative regulation of DNA-templated transcription
Cellular component (GO): nucleus
Source: RefSeq, a predicted model, not a curated record